This is a messenger RNA of Harpia harpyja (harpy eagle), 3197 nucleotides long. It is a transcript of the gene FAM174A, whose product is annotated as family with sequence similarity 174 member A. NCBI's taxonomy places the organism in Eukaryota, Metazoa, Chordata, Aves, Accipitriformes, Accipitridae. The transcript is spliced from 3 exons. Bases 11 to 445 code for a protein of 144 amino acids. The record is from RefSeq and is a predicted model, not a curated record.
GGAGGGCGACAUGUGGCGGCUGCUGUGGCCCCUGGCGGGGCUGCUGCUGGCUGCCGGUUGCGGGGAGGCUGCGGUGGCGGCCCUUCUCCCCCGGAGUGCCGCCACCGCCUCCCCGCGCCCCACGGAGGUGGCUGGCGGCGGCGCCACGCGAAGCGGCAGCCGCCUGGCCGAGGUAUCGGCGCCGCCCGAGCAGGGCCAGCCCAUGACCCAGCGCGCCUUGUCCGUGCUGGUGCUGGCCAGCGCCGCCCUCCUCGUCUACUUCGUGAUCCGGACCGUGCGGCUCAGAAGGCGACACAGAAAAACUCGAAGAUACGGAGUUUUGGAUACAAACAUAGAAAACAUGGAGCUGACCCCGUUAGAGCAAGAUGAUGAUGAUGAUACAACACUAUUUGAUGCCAAUCAUCCUCGAAGUAAGUGCUGGCAAGGAGACAUAUCCGUCCUAUGAGAUGCCCUCCUGAGGAGGAUCACUGUCCAGAAACAAUGUAUGAACCUGCAAGCCACCAGGUUGGAUGGGUUUGCCGUUCCUCAUGUGAAUUACAAAGUGUGCAGCAGAUCAUGAUAAUCCUGCCAGUGCAGAAGGCAAAGCUGGUGUGUAUGGAGAUGCCUGAAGGCCUAGUUCAUGGUCACCUGGCAGAAGUUAAGGACCCACUAUUUCCAACAGCUUUGAUGAUUGUACAGAACAACAUUAGGCACCAGAGCAACAGAGGUAAGGCAGUGCUGCUGACAAUGUUGUAGUUGUUGCCCCAUGUUUCAAACAGGUGCUAGCUUAUCAUAGGAGACAGCUACUGGAGUUCUGAUACUGAUACACAUGAGUGUUGUUUACAGCCAGUAGGCUUAAUGUAAGUAUGCAUGAAUCACUUCUGCUGAGACAAUGCUGUCAUUUCACUCUAUUCUUUUGAUUGUGACAGCAGGCUCCCUAUGCUAGUCACUGGAUUUCUUGUCUGUGGGCUGGCAGUGUUGGAUAUGUGUCCUGAAUUCUGUGGCCCUUGCACUAAAUAUUUCAGGUGGUGCCACAGACCAUGAUUAUAAUCAUGUUAAGCGUGCAGUAUCAAACUGCUGUGCUGCUCAUCCCUUGAAGGUUAGUGUUGCCUGCUUCAGGAUUGCAACAAAAGCCCAGAAAAUGCAGGUUGCUGAAUUGAACAUAGCACCAACUCCAACAACUGGCUCAGGAAUGUAACCUUCUGCAUCCAAAAAUUUAUGGGUACAGAAGUUGAGGGGAUCAGCCUGCAUACCUGUAAUUUUUUAACAAUGGUGGAUGUAGGUUCAAAAACUGCCAACAACUCAAAACUACUUGGACAACAACUUACUCUUUCUUUCUGACCAAGUUCUUGCAGAUUCACUAGCUGUCUCUCUUGUGCUUUACUAGAUGUCUCUUGAAGUUCUACUUGGUAAAAGCUUUGUCUUCUCUACCUCCACCUUGUAGAUCAUAGAUUGAUGCACCAUACUGGCUCAAUGAGGUUUGUGUGGACAUUGAAGGUAAAUGGCAGGCAGAGCUUAAAAACCCUACACGAUAGAUGAGAAAGGUGCUGAUGACUUGGUAGUGAGAAAAGGCCCAGAACAGACUUGCCAAACUUAGAGCAAAUCUUGUGAGUUUUGCCUUAGAUCCUGCCUUCCUCUGUCUUAAAUCUUGGUUUAGCAGUCCCUGUGUGUUUUAUUAGCGUAGGCAUGAGUGGACAUAUACUGAUAUCUUGCCAUGUAGGAAUGUUAUGUGCAUAUAGUUGAAGCUGUGUAGCCUAAAUAAACGCUUGGGAAUAAUUUGGCCUAGCAGACUGACCUAGAUGUAGUCACUCAGGCAUGUGCAAACAGGACAGUUCUGUAAGUCAUUGUCUCAUAUUUGUGACAUAUUUUUCUAAGGUGAAUGCAAUCAGGGCAACCAAGCUCGUUUUAGAGACAUAAGCUCAAACAAACAGCAGAUAAUAACAUUUUCAUUUCAAAUCUAGAUUUGAUGUGAAGGAGUAAUCUAGGCAUGAUGGUUUUAUAUCUCAUUACAAUGUAUUUAAUUCCCUCUUAAGGAGCUCUAACUGAGACAGAUUCUUCUACAUUCUCAACACAGUGUACUAAGAGGAGAAGCAGUUUAUUUACAAGCAGUGUACACAUUUAACUCCAGAAUAACCACUACUCACAGCUCUGCCUUGCAAUAUUCUUACUAGGCAUUAAUAUUUAUGCUUAUUUCAAACUAACAAACAAACUUAUCAGAGCACUUAAUCAUAUGCUAAAUUACCACAUAGGUCAACUGGAUUUAAACUAUGUCUAACAUCUCUGCUCAUCUAAGAUCUUGAAGCACUGUAAAUUAUAGUAAUGGAAUUCCAGUUUGUCUGGAAAAAUCAGGUUAACUGUACUAGGCUACUGGAAAGCCAUUCCCUGGGGAAGUAUGCAGGCAGAAACAAUACCCUGUUCAUGUCAAUGAGUUAUGUGUUACUUAGUAGUACUAAGCAAAAUUUGUCAUACUAUAGAGUUUUGGCUCAUUCUGAAGUAGAUGUAUUUAAAUGAUCACUUGCAACAUAUGAAGAACUUGCAAACCACUUUCACAUGUGUGUUGAAAAACAGAUAUUCAGCAGGUUAGACGCUUUAGUGUACCAAGAAGACGAGCACUUAUUCAACUUAAAAAUAACAGUUGCAUAUUUAAUGGCAGGGUACAAUACUGAAAAUUCAACUACAUGUUUUGUUAAACAUUAUUCUUUGUUUUGUAUUAGAGUAAAAAUCAGGUUUCACUAGGCAAUCGAAUUCCUUGAUAUCUUCAAAAAUAAAUUCACUUGCUUGAAGGUUCUUGUUUGAUAUGAGUCUGUGUUUAAGACAGAUGUAAAUCUUUACAUGCAUUCGCUAACAUCUAUUCCAAGUAAUAUUUAAUGUCACUAACCAUAAAGGGGUUUUUUGGCCUUCUUCAUGAUCAGAAGUUUGGUUUUCCCUUUUAUGCUGUUCUGCAUUUGCUUAGAGUAACUGGUUAGAGGUCUGGUUUUAAACACCUCUUUUUUAAUCUUAAAACCUUUUCACGUUGAUCUCUUAGUUGAGAAUUAAUUGUCAAUAUGUAUAAAGGCAUCAUUUCAAAUAGAAGUUCUCUGACUCUUGUUAGCUUCUCUCGUGGCUUGUGCAUGUGUGUGUCCACAUUGCAUGCAAAGAAGUCAAAAACAGUUGAAGUUACAAUAAAAGAUCAAGUACUUAAAUGUUGGAAAGUAUCAUACAGGUUUUCUGUGCAACAU